Molecule: messenger RNA, 755 nt
Organism: Daucus carota subsp. sativus
Lineage: Eukaryota; Viridiplantae; Streptophyta; Magnoliopsida; Apiales; Apiaceae
Exons: 3
Coding region: 277-609 (110 amino acids)
Molecular function (GO): metal ion binding
Source: RefSeq, a predicted model, not a curated record
AAGCAAUACAGUGGGGACACUGCAGAGACAAACCACUGAGGCAACCUAAGUCUCUGUCAACUUAUGACCGUUCCUCCCUUUACUUUUCUCUAUAUCUUUACUCUUUUCCUCCACCAAAUUUUUCUUAGUAAAGAUAGGAGAUUUUCACCUCUCUGUCUUUAGCUCUUUAUACAUUCAUUCAUGUCAUCUCCUGGGAUUGAAAUUGUAAGGUUAGUGUUUUAGCUUCUAUAUGAAGCUCACUCUGUAUUCAUAUUCAGACAGCAUCAAUAAGAAAGCAUGAACAUGAGACUGAAAAACCCGAAUAAGGUUCCGUAUUCUAGAAUCACUCUUGCUUCUGUUGAAUCCUUGACUUUGCCUCUGGUUCAAGAAGUAGUUCUGUUGGCGGAUUUUCAUUGCAAAGGCUGCCAAGAGCGAGUAGCUGACAUCAUGUCAAGAAUGAACGGGGUUAAGGAAUCGGUGGUGAUUAGCGUUAUGGACAAGAAGGUGACCUUAACAAGCACAUACCCUGGAAUUGUUAAAGUUCACAGAGGACAAGUUACGCGCAUCUAUGAAAACUCGAAGAACAGAGUCAGUGUCAUGAUGGGUUUUUUUCGCUUUUCUUGCAGCUAGAAAGAUUUUAGAAAGUAUGUCAUUCACUUACAUAAGCCUUAACGAUGUAAAUAUCAGAGGAUACAUAUUUGUGCCUUGUGAGAUAGAAUCAAGUUAUGACCAACUUUUUCUGGUAAAAUAAAGAAUAAACAUGUUUCAAUAGUGAA